Molecule: messenger RNA, 1423 nt
Organism: Magnolia sinica
Lineage: Eukaryota; Viridiplantae; Streptophyta; Magnoliopsida; Magnoliales; Magnoliaceae
Exons: 3
Coding region: 350-1291 (313 amino acids)
Biological process (GO): regulation of cell cycle
Cellular component (GO): nucleus
Source: RefSeq, a predicted model, not a curated record
UUCGUUGGGUUUGGAUUCUGUGAUUGGGAUUUGGGCAAUUGGGUUGUGAGAAGUUUCUCUACAAUUGUAUCUGGUGACGGGAAUUUUGGGUUUCUUGGGGUCUAUGGAGUUGAUUUGGAUGUUUUGAUGAUUUGGGUUAUAGGAGGGAAUUCACUAUGUUCAGCUUGAACUAGUGUUUGGCAAUCCGGACUGUUCAUCUGGCGGGCUUCAACACUGAUGGGCGAUGCUGUGAAAUACAUAUCUUCUGGACUAUCCUAGUCAUCCAGCUGUUGGGUUGAAAAUGGAUGGAUAAAAACAUAGGGAAGUUAUUUGAUACUCUGCUGAGUAUGAUGCUUGAUGUGCAGCUGGAAUGCUUUGGAGUGGAGAAGCGCCAAAGGCAAGAGAGCUGGAUGAGAACAUGACAUUAUACUUCAACCUGCUUCAGGGGCUCAUUUUGCUUUGCCAUGGGAGUAUGGUGGGUGCAGGACCCACGCUUUGUGCCAGUAUUCGAGCAUCGGCGAAGCAAGUUGUCGAUUGCAGCCUUUUGUUGUUCAAAGAGGCUGUCUCCUCCAAAGAGUCUUGUGAUGCAGAUCGGAGGCUAUCAAUUCCACAGCUAGCAGGUUCUGUCUGGGAGGCGUGUUCCGCCCUCAAGAAAACCCCCACCACAAACUACACAGCCAUUGGACGAGCAAUAACACAGGUUGCAGUGUCUGUGAAGGAUGUCCUGAGAGAGAUGAAUGAACUCAAACCGGGCAUGGCCUCAUCUACCUCUGACCCUGCCAACGGUACUCCUGAUGAGGCUUCCAGUGAGGCACCUGGGCCCCAUGAUGCCAACGAUGAUGAUGGUUCAACCGAGGAUGAUGACCUCGGUAAUGACCUAUCACCCGAAGAGAUGGCAAUUGCUCAAUCAGUUGCUGCUGUAGUGUCAGACACGCUUGUAGCCAUCAAGGAGCUUAUCCGCUUUCUCACAGGUUUAGUUAAGCAGUCGAGUCACCCCAACAACAGUUUUGAUUCUGUGGGGCCCUUGGAAAGAUUGUUGGAGAUUUGCCGAGAGAUUGGAGAUCAAGUUGAUGAGCUUGGAGUGUGUGUUUACCCACCACAAGAGGUUUCGACAAUGAAAGCGGCUGCAGGGAAAAUAUAUGGUGGAGUCAACAGGUUGCAGGCCGAGGUUCAGAUCAUCGGAGGCUCGAUGGAAGGUUUCUUUCAUGCUUGUGAAGGUUUGGAAACUUCAUUGAGGAAGCUUGAAUCCGAAAUGGGUUGCUCGGAUACUGAUCUGGUGCUGGAAAUUCAAAGCCUUGCUGUAGGCAUAUAGGAAUUACUUCAUAAUGCCAAUAGCUCUGGACAUUUUUGCUCUUGCAAUUACUCUUCACAACAUUAAUUAAGAGGGUAAAUUGUCAUAAAAAUGUAGUUUGGCAGGGAAUGGUUGAAAUUUUACCAUACAAGG